Messenger RNA from Drosophila rhopaloa, 3302 nucleotides. RefSeq names its product beta-alanine-activating enzyme (gene Aasdh). Gene Ontology annotation, molecular function: protein binding. The transcript has 6 exons. The record is from RefSeq and is a predicted model, not a curated record. Bases 43 to 3165 code for a protein of 1040 amino acids. Gene Ontology annotation, biological process: amino acid activation for nonribosomal peptide biosynthetic process. NCBI's taxonomy places the organism in Eukaryota, Metazoa, Arthropoda, Insecta, Diptera, Drosophilidae.
UGAAGACACGGUACCAUUUGUAAACAAAAGUUGACCAAUUUAAUGGCAACUGCCGAAUUUAUACCCGAAACGGUGGAAGAUGCACCGUCAGAAGAGAAUAAUUCCGGUCCUAAUUCAGGACCAAAGACUCCGCCGGAUGGGAACUCAAAUAAAUCAAUAGCGUGGCAAGGGGAGAAGCUGUACGAUGUCAGCAGAAUUCGAGCAUUUAAGAAUGUUCCCUUUCUAAUAAAGCGCACGGAGCCCCAGGACAUGACCGUAACCUACAGCGAGGCAGUGGAAAAGAUCCAGACAGUGCUGGAAUUCCUGCAAUGCAACCAGGUUCCAGCCGGAGCGGGAAUCGCCCUGCGUAUCACGGAGCACACGCCGGCCUCUUGUCUUCUGAUUCUAGCGAUACUUAACCACAAGUGCCACUUCUAUCCCACGGACAAGAUGCUGCUCUCCCAGGCGCUGUACGAACAGAUGAGCACGGCCGGAGUGGAGUAUCUCCUAGUCAACAAACAUUUGGCUGUUGGGCAGUUAAACUUUAUGCGUCUUGGCAGCAUCCUUGUGUUUAACGAGGACUGCAAGCUUUACAAGGUGAAACACAAACCAACCGAUCCUGCUGUCCAGGCCAAGAACCCUCUGCCCGCCAAUAUGUGCUACACCAUCUCCACAACAGGGAGUACGGGAAGCCCCAAACUGAUACAUGUGCCUUACGAAUGCAUCGCACCCAAUAUAGUGGCGCUCAGCCAGAAGCUAAACGUCUCCAUGGCCGACAUCAUUUACUUGGGCACACCUUGCACCUUCGAUCCAUUCGUGGUGGAGUUCUUUCUGGCCCUUCAAAAUGGGGCUACCUUACUGACCAGCCAUCACUCGAUGAGGGACUCACCUAGCCGGGUGCUAAGUGCUCUGUUUCCCGACAACCUGGUCAAACCGGGAAUCAGCAUCCUUCAGAUGACCCCGUCCCUUUUCCGGCAAUUUGGAGCCAAUUCUAUCAGAGAACGGAUAUUGAGCAGCUCCAGUUCACUGAGAGUGCUGCUUCUUGGUGGCGAGCCUUUCCCCUCCAAUGCAGAGCUUGUUACUUGGAUGGAUCCGAGUGUCCUGUUGCAGAAACACAUUUGCAAUAUCUAUGGAGUUACGGAGUUAUCCUGCUGGAGCCUCCUGCACAUCGUUCAGACACUACAAGGCCAAGUCAGCUUAGGCACUCCCAUCGAAGAGGAUACGGUUUUACGGAUUCAAUGCCAAAACGAUGGAGACACGCAGCAAGGAGAGCUCCUCCUGGGGAGUGCGUCGCGGCGUUGCUAUAUACCAGAAAUAGAUGACAAGUUGGAUACUCUAAAAGACGAUUCCGGGAUUUGUUUCAGAGCUACUGGCGACCUGGUCACCCGACUGAAGGAUGGCACCUUAUUGUAUGGAGAGCGGGCAAAUGAUGUGGUGAAGCGAGCUGGUAAUCGCAUAAGCUUGGGUUUAAUCACUCGCAAAAUACAAAAAUGUCUGCUCAGCAGCGAACUGGCCACUUGUCUUUGGCUUGAGGAUUUGCAAAAGCUCAUCUGCUGCAUUCGCACCCAGGAGCCAAAGACCAGAGUUCAACAGCGGGCUCAGACCUUUGACAUUCUUUCGAAAGUUUCGAAUGCCGAGCAGCCAGAUAGAUUUGUAUAUCUGCAACACUUUCCCUGCAAUGUCCAUGGCAAACUGGAUAAACAACUGCUACUCAAGGAAUGCAUUCCCCUUGCUCAACCCGCUCAGCAAAUAUUGAAGAGUUUUCUGCACGAUAGACUGGAAUGUGUGGAGGAGUCUAAUGAGAACUCAGCAAAGAGGCAGCGACUGGAGGACAGUAAUCCCUGUGGCUAUGACUUGAGCUUUCGCCAGGCGGGUGGCACAUCCUUCCAUGCCAUCACAAUUUGUAGAGAGAUUGGUCUGCAAAUGUGCAUCGAUGAUGAGCAACGCCACUUAUUCGAGAUGCUACUAGACGAGAACAUUCCUUUGCGCACAGUGUUAAGGUUUUUGGACACGGCCAAGUUGGUGGCCAACAAUAUCAAACUGAAGCCCGUUGAGCCGCCAGUGGUUACGUCCUGUCAUGGCGGCCUGGUAAUCAAACGAAUUGAACAGCCGGUACUCAAGCUUCGGUUUCUCUGGAAGGUGAACUUCGAAAAGUGCGUAGAUUCCCCAGUGACUGAAUACGAGGGUCGUUACAUUUGCGUGGGCGCUCAUUCCAAAAUUCUGCGAACUCUGGAUCCCCAGACGGGCGGCGAGCUUAGUAAAGUCAGGCUACCCAAUCGCGUAGAGUGUAAGGUGACGUUUCUAAGCGAGCAACUUGCUAUGGUGGGCUGCUACGAUGGUUCCCUCUACGGCUUCAAUCCCCAAACCGGAGACAUUGUGUUUUCCGUGGAAAUUGGAGGCAUGAUUAAGUCCCAGCCCUUGCUCACCGCCGACGGCCGUAGAAUCAUUGUAUGCAGCUAUGCGGAGGACUACAAUGUGUAUUGCUUGUCCGCCGAGCGGCAGGAGGUGCUGUGGUGCCUGAGAAUUGGCGAGAAGCCAAUAUUCGCCGGUCCUCUGGAGCUGCCCAGCGAACAGUCGCUGAUCAUCUGCACUUUGGACGGCAGCUAUUCGCGUGUGGCCAUCACCGAUGGUUCGGUGGAGUGGACGCAGCAGUUCAGAGAGCCCAUCUUUUCCACACCCGUUCUUCUAGAAUCCAAGUCGAAUAUCUUUCUGAGCGCCGAAGUGGCUGGGCGAGUACACGCCUGUCAUGUGGGCAAUGGGAGAAUUUUGGCCACCUACAGCUCAGAGGGAAACAUCUUCUCCUCGCUGGUGGUCAAGACCCCACCAACUUUUAUGGGACAUGCCUUUGUGGUUUUCGGUUGCAUUGAUCAGCAUGUUUAUUGCUUGCGAUGCAAAACAGGAUCAAACCGAUUCCCGGUAUCGGUUGAGUUUGGGCUGCACUGGAAGAUCAACUUGGGCGCACCCAUUUAUGCCACGCCCAGUUUGUUCACUGUGCAACCGAACGGACUUCUGGUUUGGUGCGGCGCCACCGAUGGCCGAGUCGUCCUGAUGAACUUUACGAAUGGGGAAAUCCAGUGGUCUGAUAAACUUCCAGGCGAAGUGUUUUCCAGCGCGUGCUAUAUUGAGGGCCUGCGUCGGGUGUACGUAGGAUGUCGAGAUAAUUUUCUAUACUGCCUCGGCGUAUAGAUAUUUUCUAUACAAUUCCAUGUACAAGCUUUUUAUAUCUUAACUUGAAUAUUAAAAAAUGUGCCUUAAGGUAUAUAUACUGCCCUUAAACCUACAAAAUAAAGUUUUUUUGUAAAAGAUAAUGAGAAUUUAGCACC